Molecule: messenger RNA, 1257 nt
Organism: Thecamonas trahens ATCC 50062
Lineage: Eukaryota; Apusomonadida; Apusomonadidae
Product: TULP2 protein
Exons: 2
Coding region: 1-1257 (418 amino acids)
Source: RefSeq, a predicted model, not a curated record
AUGACGAGGCCGGGCACAAGUCGGGUCGCCGUCGUCGCAGGCGCAGGCGCUCAGCCGCUGGUCUUUUCGAACCCCAAGGGCAAGGUCGCCCGUGAUCAGCCCGAUCUCGGACCCGAGUCGUCGGCCCAUGCCGCUGCCCUCACCGCUGCCGCAGCAGACGGCGGUGUCAUCGCCAACCCCACGUACGGCCUCGACAUCUCGUCCUCAGGCUCGACCUCGGACUCGGCGUCGGAAGACCCGCAUGCGGGCGCCGUCAACUUUGCCGGCGCCGGCUACAACUUUGGCAUCUCGUCAGACUCAGAGUCGGCAGACGCCGAUCAUCUCGCUUCGGUCCAGACCUCGCCGCAUCCGGCCCCGCCGCCGCCGUCCUCUGACCCAGACGCCAUCCCGGUUGACCUCGAUUCGCCCGCGGGAUCGUCCGCCGCUCAGGCAACGCCUGCUGCUUCGCCUGCAGACCUCGUCGACUGGACCGACGUGCGCUCCUUCCUCAUGCGCCCUGUCCCGCCCGGACACAUCUUCAAGUGCAAGGUAUACCGCGAGCGCUCUGGCACCGCCCGCUUCUUCCCGCGCUUCUACCUCUACCUCGAGACCGAUGACGGCUCGCCCGAGCGCUUCCUCAUGGCCGCCCGUAAGCGCAAAAAGUCCAAGGCCGCAAACUACCUCGUCUCCAUGUCGCGCGAGGAGCUCGACCGCUCCUCCGCAGCCUACCUCGGCAAGGUCCGCGCAAACUUUGCCGGCACCGAGUUUGUCCUCUACGACGACGGUGACUCGCCCGAUAACGACGCUGCCGGCGACGACGACAUCCGCGCAGAGCUCGGUGCCAUCGCCUACCUCAAGAACAUCGCCGGCCGCAAGGGCCCGCGCCAGAUGCGCGCCAUCCUUCCUCGCGUCGUCCCCUCCCAGGAGAGCCCCGGCCGCUGGGUCGCCCUCACCAAAGAGGCCUCGCUCCUUGCCCGUUACCGCCGCGGCGACGUCCACGACACAAUCGUCCUCGAGAACAAGAUGCCCACCUUCAACAAGAACCUCGGCUCCUUCUGCCUCAACUUUAACCGCCGCGUCUCCGCCGCCUCGGUCAAGAACUUCCAGAUGAUCCUCGCUGACAAUCCUGACGCCAUUGUCCUCCAGUUUGGUCGCGCUGGCGCAAAGAACGAUCGUAAGAACGCGUGCUUCAUCUGUGACUUUCAGUAUCCGCUCUCGCCCUUCCAGGCCUUUGCCCUCUCGCUCACCUCGUGCGAGCGCAAGUUUGGCCUCGACUAG